AUGACCCUCAGCAGUCAAACCCAUGAGGUGAUUUUCCAGCAAAGGAGCGAGCAGUUCUCCUGGAAAACCAUCUGGAACUACAACACGGGCAUCAUUGCAACCAAACUGGUGCAAGAGAGAACGUGCUACAUUUCCACCAUGAACAGGAGUGAGAUGCCCACCUUUGAUGCUCUUGUCAGGUUUGCUGCAGACAACAAGAACCAGGUUGGCCUGGGAAGACCCACCAGGAAGAUCACCUUUGUCACCAACGGAUUGGUCAGCAACCUCAGCUCCUAUGGAGCAGAGGUCUUUGCUAUGUGCAGAGGGCUCACCACCUACAUGGCUUAUGAGGUUCAUGCUCCUAACACAGGACACAAAGAGCUGGGCAAGCCCGAGGGUGUGGAUGGUACAAACAAGGCAUUCACAAUUUGGACUGCAGUCCUUCUAGGACUCGUCCUGAAUCCAGCCCUUGCUGAUAAUCACCAGCAGACUGAAAUAAGCAAGAAAAUCUCCAUUAGUGGAGGCUACCAAAUUAUGACCAUCAAUAGGAAAUGGCUGGUGGCAAGUAUUGAGCAGAAGACCAACCAUGAGUACUGGAAAACCAUCUGGAACUAUGACACAGGCUUUAUGGCCACCAAAGUGCUGCCAGAGAGAGCUUGCUACAUUUCCAUAAUGAACAGAACAGAGAUGCCCAGCUUUGAUGCACUUCCCCAGCUGGCUGCAGACCUCAGGAGGCACCCAAGACCCCCUAGCAAGGAGAUCACAUUCACCCUCAUCAGGAGAGCCAUCCGCGACCUGGAAUCUUAUGGACCAGACAUCUUCUCCACGUGCACAGGGCUCUCAACUUAUGUGGCCUAUGAAGUUCAGGGACCCCAAUUCAAUCUUGGAUCGUGCCUCAAGCUCGAUGUCCUCCAAUAUUUGGCGCUCACCUACUGCCACAACGAUAACUUUGUGUAA
Messenger RNA from Melozone crissalis (California towhee), 936 nucleotides. Its product is annotated as gastrokine-1-like. Gene Ontology annotation, biological process: regulation of cell population proliferation. The record is from RefSeq and is a predicted model, not a curated record. The coding region runs from base 1 to 936 and encodes 311 amino acids. The transcript is spliced from 9 exons. NCBI's taxonomy places the organism in Eukaryota, Metazoa, Chordata, Aves, Passeriformes, Passerellidae.